AUGUCCUCUUUGACUAGACUGAACGUAUUACUUUCAAGUUCAACUUUAAGUUCGUUUCCUCUCAAAAAUAUAAAAGUGCAUACCAUCGAUGAUGAAGAGUAUGUUUCACUCUUGACAUCUUGCCAACAUUCUUUGGAAAAUUUAGAAUCAGACUUUGAGAAUAAGAAAGAGGACACCACAAGUGUUCGUAGAGGUAGAUACAGAGCAACGGUACAACUAUCACCACCUCCUCAUAAUUUUGAUUAUUUUAUUCAUCCAAGAUCACUGCAUCACGCCUUU
Acaulospora morrowiae is the source of this 279-nucleotide messenger RNA. Lineage: Eukaryota; Fungi; Glomeromycota; Glomeromycetes; Diversisporales; Acaulosporaceae. The record is from the annotation of a GenBank genome assembly.